UCUGAAAAGAAGGGAAGCAGUCUGAUUCAUGAAUAAAAAUCCGGGUGCAAGAGUACAACAAACAAUAGUCCAUAAAAAAGCUAAGAUGUAGACAAAUGUUUACAAAGACAUCUGUUGCUAUGUGUAUUUCAAACACUGUUUGCGAAGAUUUCUGAUAAUUGCAUAUAUAUACUCGUGUGGGGGGCUGGCAAGUUGCACGGCACCAACAGAACCUCAGCGACGCCUCAGUGAAUUGCCGUGAGGAAGGAAGAUUUUAUCAGGAUCAGAAGUAAACGUGGACCAGAUCGUGCACAACACUCAGCCAAACUGCAAUAGAAUAAGAAUGUCUAACAAGGCGACAAUAGCAUUCAUAGUUGUGUACGGGAUCAUAAUGCAUUGCAGUGUCUGCUGUUCACAGACUGGAGUCAAGUACCCAGGACUCAGGAUUGAAGAUGAAGCGUACGACGAGAAGGGAAACUCUCUACCGGAUUACGAAACUGACGGGAAUGGGAUUCGAAUCCCUUCUUCGAUGAUUGAUGAUGUGAACGCGUUAUAUUACCCUCCGGAGAAGAGAACAGAAAGACAUGCGGAUGGAAUAUUAAAUAAAGCCUUAAGGAGAGUGUUGGGGCAGAUACGGACAAGAACAGUCGUUCAGUCCUUGAUCCACUCGAAACGCUUUGGUGGCAGCAGUGUGGAGACGGACACAGAACCUCUGUCUAAGAGACAUUCCGAUGGCAUCUUCACCGAUAGCUACAGCCGUUACAGGAAACAGAUGGCUGUCAAGAAAUACCUGGCAGCCGUCCUGGGGAAAAGCCAUGAAGAUAUUAAUAUUGCCCAAAUUAUCGACGACAUAGACAUUGAUGCCCUGCUUAGGCUGCUUGAAGGGGAUUGUGAUAGUGAUUUGGGAGGAUUGCUGCAGCAGAUCCUCUUGUCGGUGAGUUACGGUAGAGGCUGUUUUCACACGAGACAAAUUUAAUCGAGGGGGAGGGGGAGGGGGGGAGAUGGCCUCAGAACUAAAGCUCUUAACAUUUUAUGCCGAUCAAUUUUGAUGUAACCUCUUAAGAUCACGUGCGUCCAGUCACCACAGCACAAGGUAACAGUGGAUGUAAGUUACAGCUGUCAGUGAAGGAGGCCCUUUGGCUUGUGGACUGUGUGCUGGUUAUGUUAGAACUUGGUUAUUCUGUUCACCAAAUAGGGCAAAGCAAAGCGAGGGAAGGAGUUUGGAACAAUGACCAUGUUUCAGCAUUUAACCCCAUACCCUGUCACUUGAAGUGUUUUCUUGUACUGAGAGCAAUCGAAUCUAUGUGUAAAGAACUGUUUGGUUUUGCUCAAGCUUGUGUGUGUGUGUGU
Callorhinchus milii (elephant shark) is the source of this 1329-nucleotide messenger RNA. It is a transcript of the gene adcyap1b, whose product is annotated as adenylate cyclase activating polypeptide 1b. The transcript has 6 exons. Gene Ontology annotation, molecular function: pituitary adenylate cyclase activating polypeptide activity; peptide hormone receptor binding; neuropeptide hormone activity. The record is from RefSeq and is a predicted model, not a curated record. NCBI's taxonomy places the organism in Eukaryota, Metazoa, Chordata, Chondrichthyes, Chimaeriformes, Callorhinchidae. The coding region runs from base 323 to 955 and encodes 210 amino acids. Gene Ontology annotation, cellular component: neuron projection; perikaryon; extracellular region. Gene Ontology annotation, biological process: neuron projection development; positive regulation of protein kinase activity; positive regulation of GTPase activity.